CACCAACGGUCCGUGUAGAACUGCUUCCUGCUGCUCUGUUUAAAUUACAUUUCACCAUGCAGCUACGCGUGGGCCUUUUUUUCUUAGGGUUUGGUAGGAAUGAUAAAUUCCCAUGGAACAAUGACUUUUCCCAGAAGUCUCUUGAGUACUCUUUACCUUGGGGUGGAGUUGACGGGUGACGUUUGUUGUCAAUUUUUUCAACUGUGACAAAUUAUUGUGAAGACUAUAGCAAAACACAGCAAUGGCUACCGAUAAGGUAACAUUGGCUGAUGCUUUAUCAAAUGUUGAUGUACUCGACGAAUUUACCCUGCCUGAUGAGCAGCCUUGCAUUGAAGCCCAACCGUGCUCCGUUGUUUAUCAAGCUAAUUUUGAUACAAAUUUUGAAGAUAGAAAUGGGUUUGUCACUGGUAUUGCCAAGUACAUUGAAGAGGCAACUGUACACGCUAGUUUGAACGAACUACUCGAAGAAGGUCUAGAGCAUGCGGUAAUGUUAUAUACCUGGAGAUGUUGUUCUCGAGCAAUUCCUCAACCAAAAUCCAAUGAGCAACCAAAUCGUGUUGAAAUAUAUGAGAAAACAGUUGAGGUCUUAGCACCUGAAGUGAACAAGUUGCUGAACUUUAUGUAUUUUCAAAGAAAAGCUAUUGAAAGGUUUUCUGCUGAAGUUAAGCGCUUGUGUCACCAUGAGAAGCGAAAGGAUUUUGUCUCUGAAGCAUACCUACUAACUCUUGGAAAAUUCAUUAAUAUGUUUGCUGUUCUCGAUGAAUUAAAAAAUAUGAAAUCGAGUGUUAAGAAUGAUUAUUCAACGUACAGAAGAGCUGCUCAGUUUUUGAAAGUAAUGACUGAUUCGCAAACUCUUCAAGAGUCUCAGAAUUUGUCAUUGUUUCUGGCAACGCAAAAUAAAAUUCGUGACACCGUAAAAGAAAAUCUAGAGAAAAUUGCUGGGUAUGAAGAGCUUCUAGCAGAUGUAGUUAAUAUUUGUGUACACAUGUUCGAAACGAAGAUGUAUUUAACACCAAAUGAAAAGCACAUGCUUGUUAAGGUCAUGGGCUUUGGGUUAUUUUUGAUGGACAGUGACUUGUGUAACAUUAAUAAGUUGGAUCAAAAAAAGAAGUUGAAACUAGACAGGAUUGACAGAAUAUUUAAAAACUUGGAGGUCGUACCACUGUUUGGAGAUAUGCAAAUUGCUCCCUUCAAUUACAUCAAACGGUCGAAGCACUUCGACUCUUCAAAAUGGCCACUUUCAUCUUCUUCUAACAGUAUGAGUCCACAAGCAGAUCUUAUGGUACACCUUCCUCAAAUCAGAGAAGAUCACGUCAAAUACAUCAGCGAAUUGGCAAGGUACAGUAAUGAAGUAACAACAACGUAUAAGGAGUGUGGAAGUGAUGGGGAAAAUAGAGAAACAGCUGAAUUGGCAUUGCGAGGAUUACAACUGUUAUCGCAGUGGACCAGCGUUGUUACAGAACUGUAUAGCUGGAAAUUACUUCAUCCUACGGACCAUCACAUGAAUAAAGAAUGUCCGCAAGAAGCUGAAGAGUAUGAACGGGCAACCCGAUACAAUUACACAGAUGAAGAAAAGUUUGCUCUGAUUGAAGUUAUAGCUAUGAUCAAGGGCCUGCAAGUUCUGAUGGCUCGCAUGGAAACUGUCUUUAUCGAUGCUAUACGCAGAAACAUUUACGCUGAACUACAGGACUUUGUACAAUUGAUUUUAAGAGAACCACUCAGAAAGGCUACCAAGAAUAAAAAAGAUUUGAUUCGAAGUAUAAUUGUAUCGGUCCGAGAGACUUGUGCAGAUUGGCAAAAAGGCGUUGAACCUGUAGCUGACCCAGCUUUAAAGGGCAAAAAAGAUCCAGACAAUGGUUUUGUCAUUAAAGUUCCAAGAAGAAAUGUUGGUCCAUCAUCGACUCAAUUGUACAUGGUACGUACGAUGUUGGAGUCACUAAUUGCAGAUAAGAGCGGAGGUAAGAGAACGCUGAGAAAGGAUAUAGAUGGGCAAUAUCUCGUGCAGAUUGAUCAAUUUCAUAAAACAAGUUUUUACUGGAAUUACUUGCUUAGUUUUAGCGAGUCAUUGCAGAACUGCUGUGAUCUAUCACAACUCUGGUACCGUGAAUUCUAUCUUGAGAUGACCAUGGGCCGGAGGAUUCAGAAAUGCCAAGUGCGUCAUCAGCAUAAUGAAGAAUGCAGCGACUUGAUCACCAUGGAGAAACGCAUUCAGUUCCCGAUUGAAAUGUCGAUGCCAUGGAUCCUGACUGACCAUAUUCUUAGAAGCAAAGAACCUUCAAUGAUGGAAUUCGUAUUGUACCCUUUGGAUCUGUACAACGACAGUGCAUUAUACGCGUUAACAAUAUUUCGAAAGCAAUUCCUUUAUGAUGAAGUUGAGGCAGAAGUAAACCUAUGCUUUGACCAAUUCGUCUACAAGCUAAGUGAACAAAUUUUCGCUCAUUACAAGCAAUUGGCAGCCAGCAUUUUGCUUGAUAAGAGAUUUCGCGUUGAAUGCGUUGCUCUUGGGGCUUACUUACUGCCAUAUCCUCGAGCAAACAGAUAUGAAACAUUAUUAAAACAACGGCAUGUACAACUGUUAGGAAGAAGCAUUGAUCUCAAUAAGUUGAUCACACAACGAAUCAAUGCUGACAUGCAAAAAUCUUUGGAUUUGGCUGUUAGCAAAUUCGAAUCUGGUGAUAUUACAGGUGUUGUGGAAUUAGAAGGUUUGCUACAAGUCAACCGCCUCACUCAUAAACUUUUGAGCAAAUGGUUGGCAUUGGAUGAAUAUGAUGCAAUGUUCAGAGAAGCUAAUCACAACGUUCUUGCCCCAUAUGGUAGAAUUACUCUUCACGUAUUUUGGGAGCUAAAUUAUGACUUCUUGCCAAAUUACUGUUACAAUGCUGCCACAAAUAGAUUUGUCAAAUGUCGAGGUCUUCAAUUUGCACAACCGGUGCACAGAGAUAAGCCACCUAUGAUGUCUUACCAUUAUUUAUGGGGCAGUAAACAAUUAAAUCUUGCAUAUAGCACUCAGUAUGGUCAAUACACAGGCUUUGUUGGCUCAUACCACUUCCGUACAAUGUGCAAACUUCUUGGAUAUCAAGGGAUUGCUGUAGUCAUGGAAGAAUUAUUAAAAAUAGUGAAAUCUCUCAUCCAAGGAAACCUCCUGCAGUUUACUAAGACCCUAAUGGAAGCAAUGCCAAAAGUGUGUAAACUCCCAAGAUAUGAUUACGGAUCUCCAGGUGUUUUAGGCUACUACCAUGCCCAGUUGAACGACAUUGUUCAGUAUCCUGAUGCAAAGACUGAACUGUUUCACAACUUCCGCGAAUUCGGCAACACUAUAUUAUUCUGUCUAUUAAUGGAGCAAGCUUUGUCACAAGAAGAAGUUUGCGACUUGCUCCAUGCAGCACCAUUUCAGAACAUAUUACCUCGCCCUUAUUGCAAAGAUGGUGAAAAACCAGAAACUAAACAAAAACGUUUGGAAGCAAAGUAUGCAGCUUUACAAAUUGUCCCUAACGUUGAAGAGCUUGGAACUGCUAAGCAAGCGAUGAUUGCGAAAGAAGGGGAUUUACUAACAAGGGAGCGACUUUGCUGCGGUUUGUCAAUUUUUGAGGUGGUUCUUAGUCGACUACGCAGCUUUCUGGAUGAUCCUAUUUGGGUAGGACCUCCACCUGCAAACGGAGUGAUGAAUGUAGAUGAAUGUACUGAAUUCCACAGACUUUGGAGUGCCUUACAGUUUGUGUACUGCAUUCCAGUUGGAGAAACAGAAUUUACAGUGGAGGAACUCUUCGGGGAAGGUUUACACUGGGCUGGAUGUGCUAUGAUAAUCCUUCUAGGUCAACAAAGGAGAUUUGAAGCUUUAGAUUUCUGCUACCAUAUUCUACGAGUUCAACGUGUCGACGGGAAAGAUGAAAAUGUCAAGGGCAUUCACUUGAAGAGAAUGGUGGAUCGCAUCAGACGGUUUCAAGUAUUGAACUCUCAAAUUUUCGCAGUGCUAAAUAAGUACCUUAAGAGUGGUGACAGUGACGCAACUAGUGUAGAACAUGUCCGAUGCUUUCCACCACCGAUACAUCCAUCCCUUGCACAUACCCAGCAACAUUAUCAUGCCCCGGAAUAUUUACGCCAGAUGAAUCACCAGUAAUAUACCGUCUGAAUGAUAUAAGAAAAUCAUCCACAAAAAUCUACUUUUAUCUAGAUGUGGUAUUAUUAUAUAACUAAUAUAAAAUAUUUUAAUUUAGUAUUACUGGUUUAGAAAAUGAAUUCCAUUAGCUAAACUAUCAUCAACCACAGUUGAUGCACAAAGAAAAAAUUGCAAAGAUUAUGUAGCUCGUCAAAUAGCAGAUUAUUACGCUGUGCCGUUAUAAUUUAAGAUGAAUAAUUUAACCCACCAUACGGACCACCACAAAGCAAUUGAGUUAUCAUAUAGCGACCAAUAAAUGUAGCAGAUGUAUAAGUCUCUAGAUAUAUGGAAUAUUUGAUUAACAUAAAACAGUUUGCGUCAGUUUACUCAGCACAGAAUCAAGAAACCUCGAAAGCUGCAGCUUACUUCAAUUUAUUCCGCAUGACUGCGUAUGAGUACCCUAAAUCUGAGUUGCAAGAUUUAAUCGUAAUGUUAGAAAAAUAUCUUUAAAAUAUAAUAAAAAUUACUGUUGGAAAAUCUAGCUAAAUUAGCAUAUUAAACUAUUAUAUAAAUCCAAAAACAAAUUGGUACAUUGAUUAUGGCUGAUUUACUUGAUGUUGCAAAUACUUAGAUGUUGAUUGUCACUAAUUCAAUGUCUCGAAAAGACCGGUAAAAUAUCGAGUUCCGAAUAUGUUGCAUUAAAAUAAUCGUAUGAAGGAUGUUUUCGAUAUCCUGUCAUUUAUAUUUAUUUAUAUUAUGGUUUAUACACGUUCAACUUUGCAUUUGAGUUUUUGUACAUUGAGUCGUUCAUUUUCAGUCUACAAAUCAGUACAUAUUUUUUCAUUAAUUUAUGUUCUGAAUUCAUAUUGUACAAGAUUUGUGAAAAUAUUACAGACGACUUUGAUGCUAUCUGAGCUGACAAUUAAAGAAAAUAAUUGAUGUUAAUUACGUAAUUGAGUUUUAAAUAUUUUUAUAAAAUAGAAAUUUCCAAUAAUUAGGAUAUCAGAAAUUUUUAAUAAAAGAAGUAGCCCAUUAUAUUGAAAACGAUAGUAGCUUGGCAAACAUUUUUACAAUAUUAUAAACGUAUACACAAGUACAUAAUAAAAUGAUCAUAAGAAUAUAUUUUGACUACUUUUCAUUUAAGAGAUAUGUGAAGGAAAAAUCAUUGAAUACCUUUUCUCGAAACUCCGUUGAUAUUAACAGAUUCAA
This is a messenger RNA of Neodiprion virginianus, 5305 nucleotides long. RefSeq names its product cytoplasmic FMR1-interacting protein (gene Sra-1). Bases 242 to 4117 code for a protein of 1291 amino acids. NCBI's taxonomy places the organism in Eukaryota, Metazoa, Arthropoda, Insecta, Hymenoptera, Diprionidae. The record is from RefSeq and is a predicted model, not a curated record. Gene Ontology annotation, molecular function: small GTPase binding; RNA 7-methylguanosine cap binding. Gene Ontology annotation, biological process: regulation of translation; axon guidance; cell projection assembly. Gene Ontology annotation, cellular component: synapse; SCAR complex; neuron projection. The transcript is spliced from 18 exons.